AUGGCAUUAUAAUUAUAAAGAAUUAAUGCAUAAAGCAUACUUUUUUACAAAAUGCUCCAUACUUUUACUAAUUGUGAACAGCAAUUGAAUAAAAUUUAUUGCAGGAGUUUUUGUGCUCAAAUUCUCUUGGGAAUUCCUUUGAGGACUUGGACUUCGUCUCAGGCCCGAAAACCUUCGACUUCUCCAAUCCCAUGAAACAAUUCAGCUCAGAGGAGAAAGAAACAGAACAAAAAGCUGCAAUAAAAGCCCAAAAAGUUGAGGAAGAAGAAGAAGAGAUUGAAGAGAAAAGUACAAGAAAGAAGAAGAAGAAGAAGGAGAAGGAGAAGGUGGCUUAUCCUUUUGCUGUGCUAAAGCCAACGGAGCUUGAAGGAGAUUUAACUCUUGCCGAUAUCAAUAAGCGCAUUCUCAGGCGGCCGAUGAGGCCGGUGAAGCAUCCGGUGGGGGAGUUCGCAUGUUUGCCGUGGGUGCCGGACGGUGGCGGCGGGGUGGGGCUUUCCGGCAAAGUGGUGGUGGGGCUUACAAGAAUACAGACAAAGGGUAGGGGUAGUAUUACUGUCAUAAGGACACGAGGGUGA
Messenger RNA from Dendrobium catenatum, 575 nucleotides. Its product is annotated as protein XRI1. NCBI's taxonomy places the organism in Eukaryota, Viridiplantae, Streptophyta, Magnoliopsida, Asparagales, Orchidaceae. The transcript has 2 exons. Gene Ontology annotation, biological process: female meiotic nuclear division; male meiotic nuclear division. Bases 192 to 575 code for a protein of 127 amino acids. The record is from RefSeq and is a predicted model, not a curated record.